AACGGUGACUCUUAAAGGGGUUCUUAUGCUAAUUUGUAAUUAAAAAAAAAGGAAAACAAAAAUUAAUUUAAGACCCGUGUCUUAAUUAAGAGGAGGAAGAGCCGAGUCUUGGAGACACGUGUUAGAAGAAUAGAGAGUUUGGUGUUUCUCCCCUUUCUCUCUUGCGAAGGAUCAAUCGACGAUUCAUCGAUUAAUCUCUUCCUCAGUUGUUCUGUCGACGAUUCAUCACCAAACCUCGGCGGUAAUGGCGACGAACAAAGGGGAAGUUUUGAUGCUGGAGGCGGCGCCUGAGGCUACGAAGCCUUGGGCAAGCGCGGCGAAUGCAGAGGCCUUGGGCUAUGAAGCCUUGGGCAAGCGAUUCAUCACCAAACCUCGACGUGAAGUGGUGCCAUCAUCUCUUGUGGAGAUUGCUCCUAUCCUCCGUGUAGCCAAUGAAGUAGAAGCUAGUAACCCUCGUGUUUCUUACUUAUGUCGGUUUUAUGCAUUUGAGAAGGCAUGUAAGCUUGAUCCCACAUCAAGUGGUCGUGGUGUUCCCCAGUUCAAGACUGCUCUUCUUCAGCGCUUAGAACAUGAGAAUGAAACAACUCUCGCAGGAAGCCAGCAGAGUGACGCACGCGAUAUGCAAAGCUUCUAUCAACUUUACUACAAGAAAUACAUCCAGGCUUUGCAAAACGCUGCUGACAAAGAUGACCGUGCUCAACGUACAAAGGACUAUCAAACUGCUGCUGUUCUCUUUGAAGUCUUGAAGGCUGUUAAGGAAGUGCCUGUUGAGAAGGCCACACAAAAGUUGAAGAAAAAAUCCAAAACGACGUGGAUCCUGAUAGUCAAAUUCAGGCUAUAAAGAGAUUUCCUAAGAUACAAGCUAUGGUUAUCGCACUUCGUAACACUAGGGGUCUACCAUGGCCAGCAGUUGGUCUCUGUUUUCCAGAAUGCAAAGACUAGCUCAGGGGCAGAACGAGGAGAUUGAAAAAGUUAAUCGCGAGAGGAAGUAUCAUAAGCUAUGCGCUAAAGCUUGGAAUGUGUAGCGGAUGAGAAACAUCUCUGUGGACUUCUCCCUUGGUUGAGAAAUGAACUCAAUGAUCUCCCUCCAAAUUUCAGUAUAAUCUGCAUACAUCAACCCCUCUACCAGUUUUUUCCAGACUUUCGCAGAGUAUCUACAAGCGAAGAACAGAUGUUGGCAUGAUUCUUGCUCAACUUGACACAACACACAUAACCCAUUUACAGAGCUGUCCCAUUGCUUUAUCCUAUCACAUGUUUGUAAUCGAUUCCUUAUGGCAACCCAAACAAGGAAAGAGUAUUUUGGGGUAGAAUAAGGAAACCAAACCCCUCUGCUCCAAUUACAAAUUGGAUAUGAUUGCCUCAUAUUCAGCCAAGUGAGUUUCGUAGAGAAUCUCUUUGAGUACUUUCCAUUGUCAUGCUUCCAAAGAGGCUGAUCUUCCUGAGCAUUUAUCCUUCUUCUCACAACUUCAAUCUCAUCCUCAAUAUCAUUUAACCUCUGAACCCGAUGCCUUCUUCUUCGAUGAUGGCUAAUAACCUCAGCUACUGUCUCAUUUUUCAUGAUCCCCAAAUCAAUACACCCUUCUCUACCUCUGAGGAAUAUUGUCAAGUGUCCCAGACUAGACCAAUCGUCAUACCAGAAAUAAGUAUUUCUCCCAUUAUUAACUUCCAUCCUGUGAUACAACAUAGCCAGAUCCCUCACCUUCAAUAAUUUUUUCCACAUCCAAGAUCCAGCAACAGAGCUAAUGUUGACAGACCAAAAAGAUCCCUUUCUUAUCAGAUAACAAUGAACCCAUCUUACCCAUAAUGAAGCUCGAUUAGAUGAUAAUCUCCAUAUCAGCUUUAGACACAGCACAAUGUUGACUUCCUUAAGCGGUCUUAUUCCCAAUCCCCCCUCAUUUUUUGGCAAACAAAGAUCCUUCCAACUUACUUUUGCUUUGCUCGUCUUUAGCUCAGGCCCCGACCACAAGAAAGCAGAACAGAGACUUUCGAUCUCCUUUAAACAGCUGCUUGGGAGUCUAAAAGCCGAGAGCCAGAAGUUAGCUAAACUUGUGAUGACUGAGUUAAUCAGUUGCAGCCUACCUGCAUGCGAUAAGAAUCUCCCUGUCCAUGACUUCAUUCUCUUCCUCACUUUCUCAACCAACGGCAUAUAAUCAUUCACCGACAUUCUUCUAGUAACCAGGGGAAGACCGAGGUAUCUCACCGGAAGAUUACCUGAUUCAAACGGAAAUCUGGUCAAGAUGUCUCUCUCUAUAUCCUCAGGAAUACCAGCUGUGAAGAGAGUAGACUUCUCAAGGCUUAUCUUAAGCCCCGACAUUACUGCAAACUCUUCAAAGAUCUCUAACACCCUCUCAAUUGAUCUUUUGGUACCUUCUGUGAAUACUAGGAGAUCAUCUGCGAAGCAUAAGUGGGUUAAGAGGAUAUUCUUACAUCUCGGGUGAUAACCUAUCUGCUUCCUCUCCGCUGCUGUAUCUAGCAUAUGUGACAACACAUUCAUGCAGAUUACAAAUAGAUAAGGUGAAAGUGCACAUCCUUGUCUAAAUCCCCUCUUACUCUGAAAGAAACCAGCAAGCUCCCCAUUAACUUGAACAGAAAAAGAAGGAGUGCAGACACAUAAUUCAAUCCAGUGUAUGAAUUGAUCCGGCAUGUUGAGGGCACGUAAAGUGUUGAGCAGAAACGACCAGUUAACAGAAUCAAAUGCCUUCGCUAUAUCAAUCUUCAUAGCACACCUUGGAGAAACAUCCUCCUUAUGAUAAUCUUUGACAAUCUCAGUUGCUAGCAGUAGAUUUUCCACCAACAAUCUAUCUUUUACGAAAGCAGACUGAUUAUAAGAGAUGCACUGAGGAAGUGUACCUUUUAACCGGUUUGCAAUGAUCUUUGAUAUUACUUUGUACAGCACAUUGCAACAUGAGAUUGGUCUAUAAUCCUUCAUCUCUACUGCACUGUUCUUCUUAGGAAUAAGAGCUAGGAUGGUAGUGUUUAACCCCUUAGGCAGAAACCCUUUACUGAAAAAUGAUUUAACCGCUGUGGUGAAAUCUUGACCAAUAAUACUCCAUGCUGCUUUGAAAAACUCCACUGUGUAUCCAUCUGGUCCAGGAGACUUAUUACUAGGCAUUUUGAACAGCACCUCUUUAAUCUCUUCAUCUGUUACCAAUUUGAUCAACUGGUUUCUGUCUUCUUCAGAACAACGAGACUUUACAAUCUCCUGCAUCUCUCCCACAGUUACCCUUCUGAUCUCCGUUGGUUCAUAGGUAAGGAAGUCAUUGAAGAAUCUUUCAGCUUCUUUCUUAAUCUCUUCUUGAGUUUUCACAAUAUUACCCGAUGAACACUUGAUCUCUCUUAUUAUAUUCGCCAUCUCUCUUAGUUUUGCUGCAUUGUGAAAGACUUUAUUGUUUCUAUCUCCUAAAUGCAACCAGUGCAUUUUCGAUUGCUGUUUAAGAACUUUCUCCUCAAUAUCAGAAAUUCUACUCCAUCUUUCAGCUGCAUAAAGUUCCUCCUUUAUGUUACUUUGUGUAGGAUCCAAGAACAACCUUUUCUGCUUCCCACAUAAAUCCAGAUAGGCUUCUUUAACCCUCAGAGAUAACCUUCCCAUCUUCUCCUUACUUAAGUUUCUAAUCAGAGGCUUCAAGGCCUUUAAAUACUUCGAGAAACGAAAUAAGGCAGAUGUAGACUGAAAUAAAGUCUGAUUUUCCUUCCAGAAAUCUUCCAUCAUCUUCAAAAAUUCUGGCAUUUCUGCAACAACAUUUGUGAAUUUAAAAGGUCUACGCUUCCCCACUGCUUCUGCUUUCAAAUGAAACCUUCCACGCAAGUGAUCUGAACAACCUCCCGCUUCAAAUACUCCAUAAGCUUGUGUGCGUUGAUUAAUCCACGUAUCAUUAACUAAAAAACGAUCCAAUUUUUUACAAAUAAGACCUUCUUCCUUCUUAUUGCACCAAGUGUAUUUUGGACCUUGACAACCCAAAUCAGUGAGAUUGCAAUAUUGAACAAUACUGUCGAAUUCUCUCAUCCCUACAUUGAUAACCCCUGAAUCCUGAUAGCUCGAGUGCUCCUCUCCUUCAAGUAUCUCAUUGAAAUCUCCCAUUAUGAUCCACUGCUUAUUCUUGAAUAAUGGUGAAUCCUGAUGGGCUUUGAUAUCUCCCCACAGCUCCCUUCUUUCUUCCACUGUAUUCUCUGCGUAGACAAAAGAGCAAAAGAACUCCUCUGUCUCUCCUUCUGCAAGCACUGAUACUGUCACUAUUUGGCUUGAUUUAAAAACCGGCGUCAAGCAAACUUGUGAACUCCACAGUAUCCAGAUUCUCCCUUUUCUACUAAACUCAUAAUUAUCAAUGAUAGACCAUCCCCUAAACAUCGUCGAAACAAUUUGCUGAGCUUUCUUCUCCUUUACUCUAGUUUCCAAUAAACCUCCGAACUGUAAUCCUCUUGAAUGAAACCAACUCCGAACCACUUCCUGCUUUGAUCUUUUAUUGAACCCCCUCAUAUUCCAGAAGAACCCUGUCAUUUAGAAAGAUUUGUGUUACUUCUCUUACCCAUAAGCACAUGCUUCUCUGAAAUAACUCUAUGUAAUGUUUUUGAUCUUCGCGGCAAGGAAGGUCUGAGCUUUGAUGCACUUGCCAAGUCAGGCCAGUUCUCUUGUGUAUUCUGUAUACCCACAAUACCCUGAUUCUGAAUUUCCACUACACUUCUCUUCUCUGCAUUUCCCUCAUUAGUGCUUUCAUCUGCCCCUUUUUUAAACCCUUCUUGCUCCUCAUUUUUUUUGUUAUUAACCUCUUCUAUAAUCUCUUCUUCAAUACUCAGUAUCUCUUCUAUCUCUACUAUUUCUUCCAUUUCUUCUUUCUCUACUGACUCUUCUAUCUCCUUUAUCUCAUUUUCCUUUUCACCUUGUUCAUCUACCUCCAUUAGAGGCGAAAACCGAGAUGGAGACAUAAUUACCACCUCACCAUACUUAAGAUUUUUACUUGCCUUCCCUGGUGUAGCAUCCAACCAGCCUUCAUCUAUUUCACCUUCCUCCUUAUCCUCCAUUACUCCUUUUUUCCCUUCAGACUUCUCAUUCUUCUCCCCUUUCUCAUUUGUUUCUUCAACAUCAAUCUCCUUCUCCUUAACUGCUUCAUCCUUCUUAUUCAUACCACAAGCUUUGUCUACAUGCCCCCACUUGCCACACGAUCUACAUCUUAAUGGCAGCCAUGGAUAUAUGAACUCAACUAAUGAUGACUUCCCAUUCUUCGUGAAGUUUAUUUUAUCAGGUAACUCCUUUGAUAAGUCAACAUUAACAAACACCUUCGCUAGCUUGAAAUUGGAGCAAGCAGCUGUCUCUGGAUGCAAUCUAACUGGAAAUCCCGCUGCACUUGUAAUAAAACUCAAUCCUUGCCAUGAGAACAUGUUCAUCGGAACGUUCUUAAGAUACACCCACAUUGGAAUAGACUUAAUCUCCGGUUUCUCUCUCAGCUCAUCUGGUGUCCAUUUAGUCACCACCAGUGGGAUGUUUCCUAUAUUCCACAUCCCGCGCCUUAGAAUUCUAGCUCUCAUUGCUGGACUUGAAACUUUGAAUUUCAUUGUUGUAUCAUCCACCGAGUAUACUUCAAUCUGCUUUGAUUCUCCCUGAGCCCAUAUUCUGUUUACUAUAGCAUGAACUCUAGCAAUAUGUGGAGCAGUAUCCAGAAAUUUACCAAUCAGAUAGUCCUCCCAUAAGAGAUUCGCCUUAUCAAUAAUAUCAUCUGGAACUUCUAUCGUCUUCUCUCCCUCCCUUUCUGUGAUCUUCAGAUCAUAUUUUUUCAAAACCUUCUUCUCCUGUGCUACUUCAAUCCAUGAUCCCCCAUUUCCAGAUCCCCUCGAAAGGUUCCCCGGCAUCCCUUCCGUCCUCACCGUUUAUUUUCCAACUCCCAAACUUCCUUCACGAACCUUCAUACUCCCCGAUCCCUCCAAAAUAGUUUUCGUACCCUCGAUCUCGUUCUGUUUCACCUGACUAGCCUUAACCCCCAUCGGAGAUCUUGGUAGUCCCGGUGGAUCCGCCGUAUCCAUCGUCGAAAGUUUCAAUCGCCAAAUCGCCUUUUUUUUUUCCGCCUAUCCCAAAACGAUCUUGAUGAAACCUAUGAUCCAAAUAUUAAUUCAAGAACCCUUAAUUAAGAAACCCCCAUUGAACUACUCAAAAUAGGAGUUUCUUAACAAAGGUUCUUAAGCUAUAUUUAUUACUAAAAAAGUCAUUAAGAGCUCCAUUAGGAGUUUCAGGGUUAAACAUGCUCUAACAUACUAAAAUCAGAGCAGAUAGUAAAUUCAAUUGGGAGCUUUAUAGAGAGUCAUGUUUCUUGAUUUCAGGGUCUUUUUUUGUUUGAUGGGGUUAAUUACAAGGUUAAACAACA
Brassica napus (rape) is the source of this 6350-nucleotide messenger RNA. RefSeq names its product callose synthase 2-like. Bases 245 to 841 code for a protein of 198 amino acids. NCBI's taxonomy places the organism in Eukaryota, Viridiplantae, Streptophyta, Magnoliopsida, Brassicales, Brassicaceae. The transcript is spliced from 9 exons. The record is from RefSeq and is a predicted model, not a curated record. Gene Ontology annotation, cellular component: multivesicular body. Gene Ontology annotation, biological process: late endosome to vacuole transport via multivesicular body sorting pathway.